Pelmatolapia mariae (spotted tilapia) is the source of this 4667-nucleotide messenger RNA. It is a transcript of the gene cpsf6, whose product is annotated as cleavage and polyadenylation specific factor 6. NCBI's taxonomy places the organism in Eukaryota, Metazoa, Chordata, Actinopteri, Cichliformes, Cichlidae. Gene Ontology annotation, biological process: mRNA alternative polyadenylation. Gene Ontology annotation, molecular function: mRNA binding. The record is from RefSeq and is a predicted model, not a curated record. Gene Ontology annotation, cellular component: mRNA cleavage and polyadenylation specificity factor complex. The transcript is spliced from 11 exons. Bases 51 to 1811 code for a protein of 586 amino acids.
CGUCGUUGUAGUCUGCACCGCAGGCGGUGAGAGCUGCUAGUCAGAGGAAAAUGGCGGACGGUGUGGAUCAUAUCGACAUCUACGCCGACGUCGAGGAGGAGUUCAACCAGGAAGCUGACUACCCAGUUCAUGAGCAGAUCGACCUGUAUGAUGACGUAAUAUCCCCAUCAGCCAAUAAUGGUGAUGCUCCAGAAGACCGGGAUUACUUGGAUUCACUGCCAGCCCCAGGUGGUGCAGAGGGAGGGAAAAGCGCCCCGCCCAACGUGGUGUACACCUACACUGGAAAAAGAAUCGCCCUGUACAUAGGAAACCUCACAUGGUGGACAACAGAUGAGGACUUGACAGAAGCUAUCCGGGUGAUAGGCAUCACAGAUGUGCUGGAGAUAAAGUUCUUUGAAAACAGAGCCAAUGGCCAGUCAAAAGGGUUUGCUCUGGUGUGUGUUGGUUCAGAGGCAUCCUCCAGAAAGUUAAUGGAGCUGCUGUCAAAGAGGGAGCUCCAUGGUCAGAAUCCCAUUGUCACACCAUGCAACAAGCAGUCCCUCAGCCAGUUUGAAAUGCAAUCACGCAAAAGUACCCAGACAGGCCAGAUGUCUGGGGAAGGAAAGGCUGGUCCUCCUGGUUCUGGACCCCGUGGCGGUUUCCCCAUGGGCAGCCGAGGGAGAGGCAGGUUCCCCGGACCACCUGGCCCUGGAGGAGACCGCUUCCCUGGUCCCGUAGGGCCUGGGGGUCCUCCACCACACCUUCCUGGCUCGGGCAUGAGACCAGAUCUGGUUAGACACCAAGAUGGCCCUCUGAUGGAUAUGAGUUUCAAUCCCUUCCAGCCGGGGGGCAGGAACGGGAGCUGGCGUAGCAGAGGUGGCAUGCAGGGUCCUCCACGGCCCCCACCCGGUCCACCAGGUCCCCCAGGACCUCCAGGACCUCCACCUCCAGGCCAGGGUCUUCCACCUCCCCUGGCUGGGCCUCCAAAUCGUGGCGAUAGGCCUCCUCCACCUGUUCUCUUCCCUGGGCAGUUUGGCCAGCCACCACUGGGACCCCUGCCUCCAGGUCCUCCACCUCCAGGUUAUGGCCCUCCACCUGGUCCCCCACCUCCUCAGCAGGGCCCACCCCCUCCAGGACCCUUCCCACCCCGUCCUCCUGGACCUAUUGGCCCCCCUAUGGCAUUGGCUCCACCACCACAUCUGCCAGGUCCCCCGCCAGGUGGCCCACCACCAGCGCCACAUGUGAACCCUGCCUUCUUUCCUCCCCCUGGCAACAACAGCAUGCCACCCAAUGAUAGCCGAGGUCCACCGGGACCAAAUGACCCAUACGGCCGCCCUCCACCUUAUGAAAGAGGAGAUUAUGGGCCUGGAGGCCGGGACAUGGACACAUCAAGGACCCCUCUAAGCGAGGCAGAGUUUGAGGAGAUCAUGAACAGGAACAGAGCCAUCUCCUCCAGUGCCAUAUCUAGAGCAGUUUCUGAUGCCAGUGCAGGUGAUUAUGGCAGUGCUAUAGAGACUUUGGUGACAGCCAUCAGUCUGAUUAAGCAGUCCAAAGUGUCCGCAGACGACCGCUGCAAGGUCCUCAUCAGUUCUCUGCAGGACUGUCUCCAUGGCAUUGAGUCAAAGAGCUAUGGCUCUGCGUCAAGGCGAGAACGUUCCAGGGAACGUGACCACAGUCGCUCAAGAGAAAAGAGUCGACGACACAAAUCUCGUAGCCGCGACAGGCAUGAGGACUAUUACAGAGAACGCAGUCGGGAGAGAGAUCGUCAUCGUGAGAGGGAUCGGGACCGUGACCGGGAAAGAGAGAGGGAGAGGGAAUACCGGCACCGUUAGCCGGAAAGGAGCUUACGAGGAUCAAGGAUGGAUGGAAGGAAAAGGAGGAACUCUUUCAGUGCACCACUCCCUGCCCUCCGUGCAUGACCGGACAGGAACACAACUACCAUCACUUCCUCCACCCCCUCCAUUUCUCCUCUCCUAUCCUUCUCCACCCAUCCUUCUCUCUAUCUGUUGUCUGCCUGGUUUAAGAGCAGCGGAUGGAAGACCCUGACCUGUGUAAGGCUAUGUUAUCCAAACUUCUAUACUCAUGGUAACUAAAGAUGACAAAAGAAUCUUUCCAAAAACAGCUCUUUUAUUUUUAUGAUGUUUUAUUUGACAUAAAAAGUAAGCGUGAUGCUUUUUUGCGACUUAUAAAUAAAUAAAUAAAUGGCCUGCACGAUCCCCAAAUAGAAGACACAAACAUUACACCCUUUUGUUGUUGUUUUGUUUUUUUUUUCUUGUUCUUUGGCUCGCUGUAUUGUGUGUAUAUACAGUUUAGAGAUCAGUUUUUAUAAGGUAUGUGCUUGAUGUUUUCUCCCCUACCCUCACUCUCUCGUUCUCAUUUAUUCUUUUCAUGGCUAGUACGUUUGUAAAUGUCUCUGCUUUUUGAUUAAAAUUAGAUGGUGUUGUAAUAAAAAAUGUUUACUGAGGUACACUCUGCAUUCAGUGAAUUCCUCUACAUGUUUCGUUCAUUUAUAUUAAAUGUAUAUACUGACUUAGAUUUUUUUUUAUUAUUAUUUGUUUUUGGGUUUUUUUACAUUGGUAAAUGGCAAGGAUGUAGUCACUUUGGUUUGUUUUUAUCUUGUGUUGCAUUGCGUAGUCAACAUGCUAAACCAAAAAGAGAAGACCCCGCUGUUUGGAAUGGUUUUUGAUGGUGGGUUAUUUUGUAAUUCCGCUGAAUAAUUAUCACUGAAACACCGCAUGAACAAAUUGUCUUUCACUUCUGUCAUAUAAUGGAUUUAAAAGCAGAUUUUAAUUCAAGCAGCCUUCAUAGUUGAAGCUUGAGUGAAAGUGUUUAUUCCUUAAUUGGGGAAGUAUGAACCAGUUUUUUGUUAUAUGCCUUUCACUUUAGAUGUUACAUGUUUUAUGCAUUUGAAUUUUGAAGACUUUUCCCCUUUUCCAUGAUAGAUUUAAAUAACUAAACCAUGAACAAAAUGCGUUUUAAUUUGUCGGUACAGUGUAAAACAUUCUGCCACCUGUCAUUUUUAAUGUUUUGCAUGUUUGUCGAAAUGGACGGACAGCAAUUUGUUGAAGCUUUUAGGGUUUUUGUGUUUUGUUUUUUUCAUGUAAGGUUGGGAAAAUAGCAAUGACUGGUUUAGUUUUUACUGAGUUAUUUUUAUUAUAAUUUACAAUUAUUUAAAAAAGAAAUUGUAAAUUACAUUGCCACAGCUUUCCCAGCACACGAUAUAACACGAUUAUACCACCAGUUUUUAAAAUGUGAGUCAAUGGAAAUCAAAAAAUUACAGGUAUGUUCAGGUUUGAUGCUGCAGUGUGUCAUCGGGUGUCCUAAGUGCAAAUCAAUAUGCAUACAGCGCAAUAACAUGGUGCUUUUGUAUGGUUUUUAACGAGAACAAAGUUGCAUGCAGACAGUAUAACACAUUUUUGUGAAAUUAUCGCCAUUGGUGAAAUUUUUAAUUUGGUCCCAAAAAAUCUGAAACUUGUGUUCGCACCUUGUCUUUCUGGGGAUUAUUCUUUUAAUAAUGUCAUUUCAAUUUCAGUCCGUAACAAUUUAGAAAAUGCCUUAUUUUCAAACGUAACCAGUGAAUGUAAAACUUUUGGAUUCAGUGUCACAGCAGGAAUUUGAAUGACAGGCUGUUCAGGAAACUGUACCAGCAUCUUUUGAAACCAUCAUGAUGCUCUUGAAGUGUAUUCUUUUUCAGUUUACUUCAGAAAGUGACUUAUUGGGGAAUGUAAGUGCCUUUGCUCCCGUAUCCUUGCAAAUUCAGUGAAAGUGUGAUGUAAUGUAAACAAAAUGUAAAUUGGAUUUUGAUAUUAAAAAAAUAGAAAAAAGUGGGACCUUUUUGAAUAUAAUGAUGCUAUUUCUGAACAGUUAGUUUAAAAAUGUUGAAAGUUUUAAGGUCCUAUAUCAUGUUUAUUAAUGAUAUUGGCUUAAUUUGAUGUUAGUUAGUUGCUCUUUUUCCUCAUUUUAUUUCCUGCAGAUCUGUUUGGGCAAAGUACUAUACAUGUGCCUUGUUUUCUUUUUUUUUUAAUUCGUUUUUUAUUUUAAUUAUUAAAUUAUUUCUUUAGUUGUGCAUUGAAUUUGGUAACUCCAAUGGAGUUCUGCUCUGGUCAAGAUAAGCAGAACUGUAGCCCUCCAGAACAUUUUUACAGGAAUUUGGUUUCAUUUUGUUUGUGUUAGCUUUUUUCCACAGUACAAAAAGGUAAGUGAUUUUUAGGGUCUACAAACACAACCAGUGAAGAAACAAGAUGUCUGAUCGACUGCAGGAGUCUUUAAACUGCACAAGCAGUUGGAAAGUAUAUACACAUGUAUUUAUGAGUUUUCAGUAUUUGUAUGACUAAGAUGUUUUCACUAAAUGCUAGUUUCGCUGGUUUCUAGGUGCUUGAUUUUAAAAUCACAUUUGUCUAGUAAAGAGGCCUUUGCAUGAUGACUUAGAGACAUGUUUCUGCUACAAAUUCAGGUUAUAAUUUUUUAAGAUGAGUAAAAUAAUUUUUGACUUAAAAAAUUGAAAUGAGCUUCCAUAUUAAAUGGUCUCACUUGGGCAAAAUACUUGCUGAAUUUGUAUCACCACUGUAACUUUGGGAUUUUAAGUUAAGAUUCAGGUGUAUUUCUACCGCCAAUAAUGGUUACAUGUAGUGGUACAUAGCAGGUAAAUAGAUUAUCAUUUGCUCUCAAAGAAUAAAGUUUACAAAUUA